This is a messenger RNA of Geosmithia morbida, 2022 nucleotides long. RefSeq lists its product as uncharacterized. The record is from RefSeq and is a predicted model, not a curated record. The transcript is spliced from 2 exons. NCBI's taxonomy places the organism in Eukaryota, Fungi, Ascomycota, Sordariomycetes, Hypocreales, Bionectriaceae. The coding region runs from base 1 to 2022 and encodes 673 amino acids.
AUGGCCUCUUCUCUGAGCACCUACUCGUCUGGGGUGACGAGCGCUGCGGGAGCUACGGCCACUACUGUCGCCCUCGGUUCCUAUGCCCUCACUGUGGACAAGGGUUUUGGUCUCAUCACCGGUCCUGACGCUGUCUUGUAUGCCCUCGACAAGAUACUUGGUACCGGAAAUUCUCGGCCAACUUGUUCCGCCCCCAAUGGAGACGAGGCCUCGAGUUCCUGUGUCAACUCUGGUGGCAGGGACGAGACCCAAUGUGCAAUGGCCAUCGUCUUUGAGAAGGUUUGCCUCAGGUCAGACGAUACAACCGUCGUCGUGGGUAGCAGUCAGCUUCAGCGGCGUUACGGCGACGACUUGACGAACUGGUGCAAUGCUGAGGCUACUGGCGGUGCUCGUGGCCAGCAAAACAGCCAACAGGACACUGAGCAAGGCGAUCAGCAGGGCAGCCAGCACGUCAACCAGCAAGACAGCCAGGACAGUGUGGUCAAUAUGGGCGAGAGGGCAGCCUCGUUCUUUGACGCCAGUGUCAGGGACGACGAUGACCUUCUCAUCUGGGCCGAAAUCGCCAAGAGACUCCUCGGAUACUAUUGCACGGCUGGCAACAACUACUACCCAGGCUACGGGGAUUCGCCUUAUCCUUAUCCCCCGACUUCUAGUCUGGUACCGACUCUCUCUCCUAGCCCCUCCAAGACUCUCAUUUCUACUUCUCUCUACCCUCUUGUCAGCACGAGCAAAUCAAACACCGCCCAUCAUUCUGCUUCCUCCCGCCCUGCAAACACCGCCACCAACCAGACUGGGUCGACCACCUCUCGGGCCACCCCACCGGGCUCCAGGACUGGAACGCCCCCUUCCGGAGCCACUCCUCAGCGCAGCUCCACGUGCCUGAGCCACUCUUCGGGGGGCUCAAGGACCAGCACUGUUACCUCCCAAACUCCUUCGCCAAGCAUUCAGAAGCCUUCGGCUAGCUCCACUCGGAUCACCAAGGCACGCCCAACGGCCCCAGGUGGAUCCAGAGUCCGAACGGGUCUUGCCAGCACCAGCUCUACUUCUGAGAUUCGUUCAAGCUUGUCCAGUUCCACACCUGCUGCUCCGUCAAGGUCUUCGACGAAGAACUAUCCGCCGACCCCUGGCCCUGAGCAGUCGAGGAUUCCUAACCCUCGGCCUUCUGGUCCUCAGUCGAGGGGCCCCUCUCCUUCUCACACGCCUAAGGCUGAAGAGUACCCGCCAACCCCUGGUCCUCAUUCGAGAAUUCCUAACCCUCAGCCUACUGGUCCUCAGUCGAGGGGCCCCUCUCCUUCCCCCACGCCCCAGUCGACGAAGAACUACCCACCAACCCCUGGCCCUGGGCAGUCGAGGAUCCCUAACCCUCAGCCUACUGGUCCUCAGUCGAGGAACCCUAUCCUCACGGUUCCUUCCGCUUCUGCCACGUCAAACUCUCAUAGCUACUAUCCGUUCACUGCUAGCCCGCAAGCCUUAGAUUCGUCUAGUCUGACUGGAACUCAGAGCCGUUAUCCGUACCCGUCCGUCACUAGCUCUCAGUCCGCAGGUUCCUCUUCUUCUGGGCCGUCUGCGACUUCCAGCUACUACCCGCUCACCCCUGGCCCCGAGCAGUCGAGGAAUCCUGUUCCCACGGGUCCUUCAGCCUCUACCACGUCCGGACAUGAAAGCUACCACCCGGCUGGCCCUCGUCCGGAGCGGCCAACUGCCUCUCCUCGCCAGAGAGCUAGCCCAUCUCCUUCUGCCACACCUCUUAAGGAAUAUCCCACGUACCCCCAGGAUACCGAGGCUGAACCGACGGAUUCCAUUGAGGACACCGACGAGGAAACAAACUACUCUCCGUACCCCGCGGAAAGCGAUGUGCCGAGUUCCACUACCGCGACGGCAGGCCCUGCUCACGGUACGUGCUCGGGUGGAAAAAAGAGGUCGUGCGAGUCGUCGGGAUACCGGAUUCUCCCUACCAACUCGGUAGCGGCAGUUGGGUGCCUCCUGCUUAGUGUGGGCCUUCUCUUCGCCAAUGGCUUGUGA